AUGUUUGACAUUGACAGUCCCUCGUAUUCCCGAUUAGAAGCGGAAAAGCCGGAGAAUUUGGACUCACUGGAUGAAGAGUCUCGUUCCAGUGAUGGUUUGUUACAUCACAGACCCAAAUUAUCCCGGGGGCGAUGCUUCCAGUGGGCCAAAAUCCCCAAGAUUAUUCUUCCUAUUGUGUUCUUUGCCCUCAUGGGAACCCAUAUGCUUGCCUUGUUCCUGGGCUUGAAGCUACGUCCCAACCUGGAUGAACUUUGUCUGUCACAUACUUCAGCAUACUCACCGGUGUUGAAAGAAAUCUCUCCGGAACUCAAAUUAGUCCAGUUCAACGGGACUUUAGGGUAUCCUUCCGAGUAUACCGGGGACCCGAGCCCUGAAUUGGACGCAGUCUGGGACAAGUGGGGAUACGUUAAAUAUGCGAGCAUUCCACCGGAAGAGUUUAUGAAACUCCCAGGAGCUGAUCCAGACGCUGCGCGACUUACUCCCGAAUACGGCGGAGGGUAUAUCGGCUUCUUGGAGGUCAGCCACCAACUUCAUUGCUUGAACAUGAUGCGCCAAGCCAUGCAUCAGGAUUACUACAAUAACCCCGACUUCCCCGAGCAGCGCGCUGCAGUUUUCACCGAUAGGCCAUUCACAGUCAAGAUGCAUCUGCAGCACUGCGUUGAGAUCCUGCGUCAGAACAUCAUGUGCAACGCUGAUGUCGGGAUUAUUCCUCACGAGUGGGUGACUCAAACCCCAGACCCCUUCGCCAACUUCAACACCUGGCACAAAUGUCGCGAUCUGGAAAGUGUAGAGAAGUGGAUUCAUGAGCAUGAGAUUCCCACUCCACCGGACGGCAGCGAUCUGCCAAUUCCGCUGGAUUCGAAGAUCUUUCCCACUCUGCCGUAG
This is a messenger RNA of Aspergillus alliaceus, 885 nucleotides long. RefSeq names its product oxidase ustYa family protein. Gene Ontology annotation, biological process: mycotoxin biosynthetic process. The coding region runs from base 1 to 885 and encodes 294 amino acids. The record is from RefSeq and is a predicted model, not a curated record. Lineage: Eukaryota; Fungi; Ascomycota; Eurotiomycetes; Eurotiales; Aspergillaceae. The transcript is spliced from 5 exons.